CUCUCUCUCAUCCACACCCUCCCUUCUUCUAUCUAUCGAACACACAUCCGUUUGAUCUUUUAUUAUUUCUUUAAUCAGUGAAUUUUUACUCUACUUUACACUUUUGAGUCAUCUCUAUUAUUUGGCGGUCUGAUACUCUCUCUCUUCUCUAUAAUAGGCUUUCAGUCCGGAAAUCGAUCCACCGCCCUCCUCUCUUUCCUGGUGUCCAACCAUGGCAGACCCCUACACCAAUUUCUUCAAAGGAUACUACAAUUACCACCCUUACUCCACCAAGCCUGCUCCCCCUUCAACGGCCAUCCCCACCUACAACUUGUACAACACGCACAGCUACAACAACCACAACCCCCACUUCCCAACCCCUCCCCCCUCCCCUCCCCUCAGGGAGGCCCUUCCUCUCCUUAGCCUCAGCCCGACAAGGCCGCCAGAGGAGGAGGACACCUCCUGCAGUGAAGCCAAGAACAAAGUCAUGAGUAUUGAUGAAGAAGCUGAUGAUGGUGAUGAUGAGGAUGUGACGGUGGCCCUUCACAUAGGCCUUCCAAGCCCGAGUGCAGCUGAUCUCAUCUCCAGAGUCUCCUCCACCGCAGAGGACAGUACUGGAGACAGAGAAGGAGAAGGUGGUGAUGAUGUGGUUCCUCUAGGCUACCCUUCGACUCCUAUAGGAAGGCUCAACAAGGGCCAGUAUUGGAUCCCCACCCCUUCUCAGAUCCUUAUCGGCCCCACCCAGUUCUCCUGUCCUGUGUGCUUGAAGACCUUCAACAGAUACAACAACAUGCAGAUGCAUAUGUGGGGGCAUGGCUCACAAUAUAGGAAGGGUCCGGAAUCUCUGAGAGGCAUCCAACCAACUGCAAUGCUGAGGCUCCCAUGCUACUGCUGUGCACCGGGGUGCCGGAACAACAUAGACCAUCCAAGAUCAAAGCCAUUGAAGGACUUCAGGACCCUGCAGACCCACUACAAGAGGAAGCAUGGCAUCAAGCCCUUCAUGUGCCGGAAGUGCAGCAAGGCCUUCGCAGUGAAGGGGGACUGGAGGACACAUGAGAAGAACUGUGGCAAGCUCUGGUACUGCAUCUGUGGGUCUGACUUCAAGCACAAGAGGUCGCUGAAGGACCACAUCAGAGCCUUCGGGCAUGGGCAUGCAGCAUACGGCAUCAACUGCUUUGAAGAGGAGGAUGAGCCAUCAUCCGAGAUCGAACAAGAUGGCGAUCUGUCGCGAUGAGUGUAGGGCAGUAUAGAAGAAGUGGGGUUUGGAGUUGCGUAUAUGGUUUGAUAUAAUUAGGUAGUGAGUUGGCUCUAUCAAAUGGUACAAGCCCUCUUAGCUAGUUUCGAAUUGAUUUAGUUUAGAGGGUUCUUUGCUCCCUUUGUUCUGGUUUUAGUAUGAGACUGAUAUGAAAGCAAUGUCGGCCAAUGGCUUGUAAAUGGAGUUGUCUUAGUUUCUCUUUCUUUUAACUUGGUUCAUGCAAGUUCUGAUGUACUUUUUAAUUUGUUAGAUCAAAAUAGAGAGCAUAGAAUUGUGUUAUGAGGUUAUCAAGGUCAGGUUGGGCAGUACCUAAGGUCUCUUUUUUCUUUCCUAGUUUUGGUUAGCAAUAUAUCUUUCCCUAUCUUUGC
Elaeis guineensis (African oil palm) is the source of this 1602-nucleotide messenger RNA. Its product is annotated as zinc finger protein WIP2. Gene Ontology annotation, molecular function: DNA-binding transcription factor activity. Gene Ontology annotation, biological process: anatomical structure development; regulation of gene expression. The record is from RefSeq and is a predicted model, not a curated record. Lineage: Eukaryota; Viridiplantae; Streptophyta; Magnoliopsida; Arecales; Arecaceae. Gene Ontology annotation, cellular component: nucleus.